AUGAGUAACAAAACUGGUAAUACAGGUAAAUGCUUUUUCUUUAUGUGCAUACUUGGAUCUUGCCUGAGAUGUAUGUGCUUCUUUUUUUUCUAGGAGAAGUAGAUCCUAUACAAGAAGAAUUAGCCGGCCGUGUACGAGAAGUUGGAAACCAUGCAAUCUGGAGUUUGUCCAGUUGUAAGCCUGGCUUUGGCGUGGACCAGUUGCGCGACGACAUCACAGAGACUUAUUGGCAAUCCGAUGGACAACUUCCACAUUUGGUAAACAUUCAGUUCAAAAGAAAAACAACAAUUCGCGACAUAUGUAUAUAUACAGACUACAAGUUGGAUGAGAGUUAUACCCCAAGUAGGAUAAGUAUUAGAGCAGGCACUAAUUUCAAUGACCUUCAAGAAAUAGAAGUUAUGGACCUAAAUGAACCAAGUGGCUGGGUCAUCAUUCCCAUAAAGGAUAUAAAUGACAGGCCUAUCAGAACAUUUAUGAUACAAAUAGCUGUGAUAAGCAAUCAUCAGAAUGGACGUGACACGCACAUGAGGCAAAUUAAAGUUUACAGUCCUACACAGGACGUUCUUGGACCACCUGCUCCUUACGUUGCAGGCCAAUUUCUUACUAAUGAAUUUCUGCGUUAUGCAACAGUUAGAUAA
This is a messenger RNA of Heterotrigona itama, 638 nucleotides long. Lineage: Eukaryota; Metazoa; Arthropoda; Insecta; Hymenoptera; Apidae. The record is from the annotation of a GenBank genome assembly.